CGGCGCCGGCGCCGGUGAUCCUCUCGGGGCGGUGGUUGCGGAUCCGCAUCCGAGCUCCCGAUGGCUGCGGCGGGAGGCGGCGGAGCUCAUCGCCCGUCGCCGCCCUCACCGCGGAGGGACCCUCGUGUCUCUUCGUUGGGCCCAUCGACACCGCGAGCAAGGAGCUGCUCGAAGCCCUUUAUCGGCAGGCUUGCGACUCUUAUUACAGUGGUAAACCUUUGAUUGGCGAUGACAUGUUUGAUAAAGUUGAGCUGAAGUUGCGGUUGUAUGGUUCAAAAUCAGUUGUAAAGUAUCCCCGUUGCAGCCUCAGACGACAAUCUACAUAUGCUGAUGCCGAGGAAGACCCUUCCCAAGUAUUGGCUUUAGCAAGUAUCUGGCUGUUGCUACUUCUCUUUGGGAUCUCUGCCUUUCUUGUGCCUACUAUUUAUACCACAAUUUUGGCAUUUGAAGAUACUUUUGGAGCAAGAUAUGCCUUGCAUUAUGAAAAAUCUCCAAUUGAAAUGCUUACUGUGGUUAAUGGCAUGCUCUUGAUUGGACUGGGUUAUCUUGUAGGCUAUCCUGUUGCGUCUGCUUCCGUUCAAGCGCUGCAACGCCUAUGGAGGAAUGAUUUGGUUGCACUCAAAGGCUCAUGCCCAAAUUGCGGUGAAGAGGUCUUUGCAUUUGUGAGGACUGAAAAGUCCAACCAAGAACCCCAUAGAGCAGAAUGCCAUGUAUGUGAGAGCAUAUUGGAAUACCGCACAAAGGUGGAGGUAGGACAAAUGAGGCGACAGGGGCAGUACGCCGAUCCUGGCAUGAAUCCGAUGGUAGCUGCUCAGAUGCAGCAGCACAUGUCAGCGCAGAGAUUACAGCAACUGUCGGGUAAUAGCCAGUAUUCGGGGCGGGACCCUAUGCAGCCCGGUGAAGAUCACCAGUAUAACCUGUCAAAGAUGGAGGGACAGUGGCAAUGGCAUCGAGAUGGUUCGAAAGAUUCGAGUGAGCUGCCGCCCUACGCAUAUAACGAAGGUCAAGGGACUGAUGGUGCAAGAUCUUUAUACGAGAGUCAGAGGUUGGAUUCAAAGCAGCCCAGUAAAGACCCGAGAGCCCAGGCUCGCCACAAUGAGAUGGAAGCUGGACGUGAGGAUAACAUUCUCCCGCAGACGUAUGAAGGUCUCGAGCAGAAAUUUCUUAAUGAUGUUGUAAAGCUUUCCAAGGAACUUCAUGAUGCAGAGGAUGCAGAAAAUGCUAGACACAGGGAGAGGCUAGGCGAGAUAAAUGCUCAAUACCAAGAGAAACUAAUUGCCCUUCGAGCUCGCCAGGCUACUCGCAGAGAGGAAUUCCUAAGGAAGGAGUCUCAGGCUCGGCUUCUGCAGUACCAGCAAGCUAGUAUGCAGAAUUAUCAAAACAGUGCAGGGCCCAGUGAAGCUCAAGGCUUCUCUUCAGCUGCUGCUACUGCCGCCGCCGCUGCUGCUGCCGGAAGUGCUUAUGCAGAGCUGCAACGAGAUUAUGCUUCGGCAGGUCAUUAUGAGUCCUAUGGGCAACGGUCGGAGGUUGGUCGAGGCGGCAGGGGCCGUGGUUUCGAGCCCCGUGGUCAAUAUUCAGGUGGGCGAGGUUAUAAUUCGGAUAACCGGUAUUACUAAAUCACUGCUCAUGGCGGCCUGAGCUUUUUCUCCUUCUUUCCACUCUGGUUGUAUAUCGUUCGCGAAAUCGUUGUUGUUUUCCAAUAUAUCUUUUAGAAUCUAUGUAGCCUUUGCAGACUCCUACAUGCGCUAAUCAUGGCUUAGUCUAUUAACCAGAACUGGGCCUUCCUUCGAUCUGUGUAUUUUAUCUUACAUUUUCUGCAACUUUCUUUUUUAUUGUGAUAAUCUCUACUAUGCAGAGUCCUCGUGAAAGCAUUGUGUAAAUACAAAUUUCAACUUUCUUUUUCU
Ananas comosus (pineapple) is the source of this 1904-nucleotide messenger RNA. RefSeq lists its product as uncharacterized. The record is from RefSeq and is a predicted model, not a curated record. Gene Ontology annotation, cellular component: chloroplast thylakoid membrane. Gene Ontology annotation, molecular function: oxidoreductase activity, acting on iron-sulfur proteins as donors. NCBI's taxonomy places the organism in Eukaryota, Viridiplantae, Streptophyta, Magnoliopsida, Poales, Bromeliaceae. Gene Ontology annotation, biological process: photosynthetic electron transport in photosystem I.